Messenger RNA from Adineta steineri, 717 nucleotides. NCBI's taxonomy places the organism in Eukaryota, Metazoa, Rotifera, Eurotatoria, Adinetida, Adinetidae. The record is from the annotation of a GenBank genome assembly.
AUGAAACUUCGUUCACACGAAAUCCUUUCGACGAAUAAAACUCCUAUACGAACAACAAAUCCUUCACGUUUUAAACAAUUAUUUCAACGGAAAAAUUUAUUUAAAAAAAAAUUUCAACAACAACAACCACAUCAACAUGGCCUUAUCCAUACAAUUCCACAUUAUGUUCGAAAAAGUAUAUUUCGUUUUCUACUUGAAGUGAAAUCACCUACGCCUUCUCCUCCGCCUCCUUCACAAACACAUCGUCAACAACCAUUAAUGGGUAUUCAAGCAUUAAAAACUAAAAAACAAUAUACAGAUCAUCAACCAAAACGAUCAUUACGACUAAAACAACAACAAAUUAUUAUUAAUAAAUCUUUCGAAGAUUAUCAACAACAACAGCAACAAAACAAUUAUGAUAUGACUAUUUUACAUAUGAAUAUCGAUGAUGCUGACGAUGAUGAUGAAGAUGAUGAUAGUUUAAUAUUUGCUAUUAAAACGAGUACUAAUCAAAAGAAACAAAUUCCACAAUGGGCAAGAAAAAAUGAAUUACAAAUUGCAAUAUGUAAUCAAUUAUAUUUUCAUCGAAAUCCAAGUGAAAUAUUUGGUAAUACAAUUGAUUGUUCACCAACACAUCUACGUACAAUACUUCAUUCAAUGUUGCCUAAUGUUGAUUUAUUUGAUGAUAGUCUUCUACAUCAAUCAUUAAACAAUAGUAACAAAUCUCUAUUGAUUUAA